AUGAUGAUGAUAAGCCAGCUAGCACUCAAUUUUAUGAUGAUAACAGUGAAAGGACACUACUUGCAGCGAAGAAUGGUCACUCAAUGCGAUGUUCUCAAUGAUCAGAUUUUGAUGACUGGAGACUCACAGUGGGAACCAUCAGAAAGGUUCAACGGAAGAUCCGAGUACUUCCAGAAGCGCGACUGUGAAUUUGGACGAGUGUGGGAUGUGAUGUUUUGCACCCGCGUUUGCGAGCUACAGGAAGGCGAUAUCUGCAACCCGAGCGUCAACCCAGGAUUGGACAUGUGCCGAGAGGACUUGGAAUGCGUCAGAAAUAAUGAUCUGCCGGACAAUUUGGGCGUCUGCGAGCAAAUCGUACCGAUCGACCUCGAUUUGGACUACAAUUUCUACGACUUGAUGGAAAGUAUGCUUAAUUAA
Oikopleura dioica is the source of this 417-nucleotide messenger RNA. NCBI's taxonomy places the organism in Eukaryota, Metazoa, Chordata, Appendicularia, Copelata, Oikopleuridae. The record is from the annotation of a GenBank genome assembly.